ACCUGUGUGUACAUGUGAAUUGAUAUGCACAUGGACACUGUCUGUAUUGAUUGCACAUUUGUGUCCUGCCUCUUUUCCACUGCUCCAAUUUGGCUGCAGGUGCAAAGCCAGGCCUACCUUGGUGCUUCUUCAGAACUAGCCCACAUUUUCUAAAUUUUCUGUGGAAACAAAAUCAGCUAUUUGAGCUGCAUCUGCAUGUCAUCAGUUGAGAGCAAAAAAGUAAAAAAAAUAAAGAAAGUAUACAAUAAGCACAGUUAAAGCUGAAUGUACAUGCAAAUACUUUGUAGGCGAACUGUCAAAAUACACACUAAUGUAUUGUCAUGAAAAUAUUGUGGGGUUCCAUACAGGCUCAUGUAUAAAUAUGAUUAUUUAUUUUUAAUAAAAAUUUACUUAUAAAACCGAUAUUUAUUAAUAUAUAUUUUUUAUGUAAAUAAGUAAUGUAUUAACUUAAUAAAUUUAAAUAUUAGCGGGACAAUGUUGUCGGCAAACUAUGAGAGACGAAGAAGAAAGCAAGGGGCACUGCAAUAGCUUGAUCCAGUGUACUCUUUGAUGGAGUUGCUCGACCCGUAAAGCCUGUUCAGUUAUUAAGUAUCCAGUCCCAAACGCUUAAGUAUGAUCACCUCAUACAAACCGACUGAGUGUUUGAAAAUGAAAAUAUUGCACAUUACUGACGGACUGCUGUAAAGUACAGCACACAGAUCAGUAAACAGAGUGACCUAUAACGGUGCAGUUAUGGCUGAGCUUUUCUAGCAGCCAAUAGGAUGCGCGAGUGUGACGACACUGAUGACGCGGAGCUGUUUGGCGCGGAAGUUUGUUUUGUAACUUCGGUGUCUGGUCGUCCGUGGCUUCGUCUGCUCAGUAAAAAUGAUGCGCAAAAAGCGACGCUCCUCCGUGGAUAAAGGAGAGGGAGCUCCUGCAGCACCUAAAGUGAAGAAGAGUCGCAGCGCUGGUCGCCAGUCUAAGGAAGCUGCCCCAGAGGAGACCAGUCAGUGUGUGUUUGUUGACUUUGUCAGAGUGGCCGGUGUCACAUUGAGACAGGGCGGCAUGCCUAACGAGAUAGGUGUUGACCAAGUAGUAUUUCAGAGACGAAUACAGCAGCAAAUUCAGAAGAGCCCCAGGUAUCCUGGUAUCAUUCAAGAAUUCAUCACAGCACUGGAGUCAUAUAUGGAGAACACUGACAGGUUUAGGAACUGCCUUCUUCCAUGCAUCCCACAGUCGUCUAAUCGAGACUCCAGUUCUGUCAGUUCAUUCCAGGAAAGCCUGCUGCGGAUGUUGUUGGGGAUUGAAAUGUUACAGACUUCCAUCAUUAACACCUUGCUUGAGAAGCUCCCUGAGUAUAUGUUAGAUAGUACCAGCGAUGGAGGAGUUAGUAUCCCACGCAUUAUUAUUAACCAACUCAAAUGGCUAGACAGAGUUGUGGACACUAAGGAUUUGGCGUCGAAGCUCAUGGAGUUGGUGUCAGUAGCUCCGGCGGAGGUUCAGUGUGACAUCAUCACCAGUUUGCCAGAGAUACUGGAAGACGCCCAGCACAAUGAUAUAGCCAGGGAGCUCAACUCUUUACUCCAGGAGAAGACUCAGUUGACCGUUCCCAUCCUGGAUGCCCUUUCUAGUCUUAACCUCGCAUCUUCAUUGCUGACAGAGGUCCGUGGAGCUGUUAUGGCCACGCUGGCUGCUGUGCAGCUAGAGGACCUCCCCGUAGUGGUCAAGUUCAUCCUGCACUCUGUGUCGGCCUCUGAUGCAUACGAGGUUGUCUGUAAUCUUCGAAAAAAGCUGGAGCUUGAGCAAUGCGUCCUUCCGCCUGUGCUGCAAGUCUCUCAGAGUCGUAUGAAUAGCAAAGCACCAGGCGGGUCUGCCUCCGCGGCAGCAGCUGGCAGCAGCCAGGACAGCAUCUCGUUGAUACUGGACUGCAUCAAGUCUGCAGUGCGAUUCCAGAAAACCAUUUCUGAGGCUUGGAUCAAGGCCAUAGAGUCUGUGGAUGAGGUGGAGGGGCAUAAGGUCAUGGAUCUCCUGGUGCUGCUCAUUCUUCACUCCACCAAUGCCAACCAGAGCCGACGGGGGGCAGAAAGAGUGCUGAAGGUCAAAGUGAGAAACGGACUGAUCCAAGAGGCUCUGUUACAGAGAACCUUCAGGGACUACGCUCAGGUCAUGCGAGGGUACUUCCCCUCCACCCUUGCUUUAGCUCAGAGUUUGGUACGCUCACCCGACCCCUGCGUGGUGCCUUUCGGAGGAAACAUGUACCUACAUGCCUUCACUGCGUUUGACUCUUACUGCCAUCAGGAGGUGGUGGGCUCUCUCGUGACCCACGUGUGCAGUGGUGUGGGUGGAGAGGUGGACGUAGCUCUGGAGCUGCUCUGUGGUCUGGUUAACGAGAAACCCUCGGAAAUGGCCAUGUAUGCUGUUUUUGUCAAGGGAAUCUUGGACUACAUGGACAACCUCACUCCGCAGCAGAUUCGAAGACUUUUCCACCUUCUGAGCAAACUGGCCUUUGGACAGAAGCAAGGAUCUCACAUUCAGGAUGAUAUGCACAUAGUGAUCCGCAAACAGCUCUCCAGCACUGUGCCCAAGUACAAGCGCAUUGGCAUCAUUGGUGCUGUGAUGAUUGUAGGCAGCAUGGGGGCUUUCAGGUCCAAAGCGAAGGAAUCGCAGAGCAGGUCGCUGUCCCAGGAGACAAUCAGACAGGUGACGGCUCUGUUGGAGCUGGUGAAGUCGAGCAGUGAAAGCUCACCUGAGGCUGCAGCUCUUUAUUAUGAUGAACUGGCCAACCUGAUUUUGAGCUCUACUCUGGACUCACAGGUCCAGGACAUGAUUGGAAAAAGUGUCCUUCAAGACUUUGAGGAUGACUUUGUAGUGGACCUGGGCCCGGAAAUAUCAGGGUCCUUUCCCUUUCCGGCCCGUGCAAUGUACAAAUUGUAUGAAGAUGAGGAUCAGGGAGGCAUUGCUAUCAACCUGAUGCCUCUACUGGCCAAAGACAUCCAAAACAAAGGAGAUUUGCAAAAUCAAGUCAAUAAGGCACAUAAGCGAGUGUCUUCUCUGUGUUUGUCCCCAUUUUUCCGUCUCCUGAGGUUGUGUGUGGAGAAGCGGCAUCAGGGAGACUUGGAGGAAAUUGACGGCCUUCUGGGGUGCCCUCUGAUCCUAACAGACAUGGACGUAGUAGAGAAAGUUGAGAGCUUGUCAAAAGCUGAGAGGGAGUUCCUCUGUACUUUGCUCUUUCACACCAUCAAUUGGUUCAGAGAGGUGGUAAAUGCAUUCUGUACACAAAAAGACACAGAUAUGAAGAUGAGAGUACUGACUCGCCUGCAGAACAUCACUUAUCUUCAGACACUGUUGGAGAGAGCUCUGGCAGGAACACCUGGCUAUGUGCCACCUAUUGCUAAUUUUGACGGAGACAGUACAGAUGGGAUUGUACCUAAUUCCACUGUUCCUGUGAAUAAGAUAAAGAAAGAUGGCACAGGAAAGAAAAGGAAGGCCUCUGGUAAGAAUUCUUCAGAAAGCAGCUCACAGGCUGAAGAGGCGACAGAAGCAGAUGAAACUCAGCAGGAGCAGCCAGAAAAGGAGAAGGUAAAGGAGAUCCGGCCAGGUGUCAGCCUGGCGUCCUACAGACCGUUUUUUAGGGAGCUCGACAUGGAGGUGCUUAGCGUUCUGCAGUGUGGGCUGCUGUCACGCUCGCUGCUGGACUCUGAGCUCCACACAAAGGUGCGAGAGGAGGUUCUGCUGGGCCCUGCUGAGCUCGUCUUCCUCCUGGAGGAUAUGCUUCGCAAAUUAGAGUUUAGUCUAACAGCUGCCCCGGCCAAAAGAGCUCCAUUCCUCAAGGGAAGAACUGAUAAGAGUGUGGGCUUCUCCCACCUCCAGCAAAGGAGCUCUAAGGAUAUUGCCUCUUGUUGUGUCCAACUUAUGCCUGCUCUCUGCUCACACCUGGAGAACUGCCACAACCACUUCCAGAUUAUGCUAUCUGAAAACAACGGCGUUGUUGAUGGACCUGCAACAGAUGUGGAGGAAUACCAGUUAAUGUCUUCAGCCUAUCAGCUGCUCCUGCAGGUCCUGAACACUACCUUCAGCUGACACAGUUUUGAAUAUCUGCUCAACUUCCGCAGCACAGUGCCAAAUCUCAGCAUAGCUCUGUGUCUCUCUCAGCUUCUCUCCACUGUGUCAGAGAAAGGAGGAAAUCCUGCCGCUUACAGAGAGCAGACUGCGUCCCUUGCACGGCGUUUCUUGAACCAGGACUGGGUGACGGCCAGUGGCGAGAAGGAGCGAGGCACCAAAUUCAAUGAAGCACUUCACACUCUCCUGAGCAUCUAUCUGGAACAUGUUGAUGAUAUUCUAAAGGCAGUGGAGGAAAUAGCUGCUCAAGGAAUCCCAGAGCUCAUCAAUGCAUCAAAAGAUGAGAGCUCUGCUUCCUGGCCCACUCUCAGCAGGCAGACAUUCCUGGUGUUCUACAAAGUCUUGAUGGCAGAGCUUGAGAAAGCUGUUCGCAAGAUUCCUGCUAGCAAAAUGAGUGACAACACUGAGGCUCAGAGUGAGAAACUGCUGACAUGGAAUCUGGCUGUCAGGGACUUUCACAUCCUGGUCAACCUGGUUAAGGUUUUUGAUUCUCGGCCCGUUCUCAACGUGUGCUUAAAGUAUGGCCGCCUUUUCCUGGAGUCUUUCCUGAAGUUGGGAAUGCCGCUAUUGGACUACAGUUUCAAAAGGCACAAGGAGGACGUCCAGAGUUUGCUGAAGACCUUCCAGCUCAGCACUCGGCAGCUUCAUCACAUGUGUGGACAUUCUAAGAUGCAUCAGGAUACCAGCUUGACCAACCACGUGCCAGCCUUGAAGAAGAGCCUCGAGCUGUUUGUAUACAGAGUGAAGGCCAUGCUGACGCUCAACAACUGUCAGGAGGCCUUUUGGAUGGGUAAUCUGAAGAAUCGCAACCUGAAGGGGGAAGAGAUUCUUUCUCAGAGGUCACAAGAAGAUGAUGAUGAUGAUGAUGAUGAUGAGGAGAAGGAGCAGCAGCUAGAGCGUUCACCACCUCCACAGGAGCAGUCAGAAGAUGAGGCCCAGGAGAGUGACUCUGAGGGAAUUAAAAAGGUUAACAGGGUGGAGAAUGUGGACCAGGAGGAUACUUCAGAUGACUCUGAGUAAUACGUCUUUACUGACAUAAUAAUAAAUGUUUGAAUCUUCCUAUUUUCAUUUUGUUUCUAUUUACAGGUGAACAAAUCUCAUUACUGUUAAUCCUAUUAAAUAAGUUAUCACACUAGGGCACAGUGUUAAAAAAAAGUGUUACAUUUGAAAGUGGUGGAUGAAUAUGUCAUUCAUAUGUUAUAUUUUAAAAUGCUUACCAAUUUAACGAUUCCGAUAAAAUACCUUGUUUAUCAGCUUUGAAACUGUAAAAA
This is a messenger RNA of Haplochromis burtoni (Burton's mouthbrooder), 5369 nucleotides long. RefSeq names its product FA complementation group D2 (gene fancd2). Lineage: Eukaryota; Metazoa; Chordata; Actinopteri; Cichliformes; Cichlidae. Gene Ontology annotation, molecular function: DNA polymerase binding. Gene Ontology annotation, cellular component: nucleus; condensed chromosome. Gene Ontology annotation, biological process: mitotic intra-S DNA damage checkpoint signaling; homologous chromosome pairing at meiosis; interstrand cross-link repair. The record is from RefSeq and is a predicted model, not a curated record.